CGUUGUGAUUGUGAAAGCUACUUGAGGAACACCGUUCUACAAAUUGGCCUUGCCCUUCGUCGACCUACCUUCAUUCACGACUGCACCGGAGUCUUCUGUACACAGUAUAGUUGCUGACUCUCCUUUGGCGCACGGCCCCGUCAACUUCCCCUGCCUGCCUAGGGCACAAUAAUUCCUCUGCUUCCGAUACAUUUGCGACGAGCAACCAACACAACAUCGAAGACCACGCGCUCAAUUGUCACCAUGGCUUUCAACUUCGGUACUAACAGUAGUAGCGGUACGAAUAAUAAGCCUCUAUUUGGCGCAGUCAAUACGUCCGGAUCAUCGCCAUUUGGGAGUGCAAGCAACACCACCGCCAAUGCGACCUCUAGUGCUGCCGGCACAACAUCUCUCUUUGGCAGUGCUGGGUCUACCGGUGGAUCAAAUCUCUUUGGCGGAGCAGCAGCAUCGUCUUCGACUACACCGGCUGCCAAUAAACCCAGCAUUUUCGGCUCAGCCCAACCUGGCGGUGCACCAUCGUCCAGCCCUUUCACACUGAACAACAACAAUGCAGGCGCGAGCGCUGCCGGGAAUGCUCCAAAGCCUAACAUAUUUGGAGGAGGAUCAGGUCUAGGUGGAACACCCACCGGCUCAGCUCCACCAUCCUUCAGCUUUGGAGGUGCAGCCGCUACACCAGCACCAAACAAAACUGCUCUACCUUUCAAUUCGACUACACCCGCUGGUAAUCCACCCGGAACAAGCUUAUUUGGAGGACAGAAUGCUGCGCCUGGCGCAGGCAGCCAACCGGCUUCGAAUCUCUUUGCAUCGAAGCCAGCAACUACCUCAGCUGCCCCGGCUUCCGCUCUAUUCGGCAGUACACCAGGAAGCACCACCCCAGCUGCCCCGGCUUCUAGUCUAUUUGGCAACAAAACAGCAACCACUACCCCAGCUGCCCCGGCAUCCAGUCUAUUCGGCAAUGCCGCAGCAAGCAACACCCCAGCUGCUAAGCCUCUGGGUAGUACGCCUGGUGGUGGAAUGUUCUCAAAUCUAGGUGGAAACAAGACGACACCCGCGGAUGCGAACAAGAGCACAGCUCUCACCUCACAGGCGCCAGCAAGCUCGGGUUUCAGUUUCCCAAGUCUCGGAUCUGGUGCUGCUACACCUGCAGCACCCUCGUCACAAGCGGCCGCUACGCCUUCUUUGUUUGGCUCAACGCCAUCAGCAACCCCAGCAAGCAAGCCGCUAACAUUGUCUCUUGGAGGAACACCAGCUUCAUCACAGCCUGCAGGAGCGACUGCAGCAUCUACGGGAGCUGCGUCAUCUGCGGCGCCAGCAACUGCUGGAUCGACUGGCGGUGGCUUCAGUUUCAUGAAACCCGGUGCAUCAUCUGCCGCGUCUCCUGCCGCCACUACCACGACUGCCGGUGCAACUACGACUGCCACGUCUGGGUCUUCUCCAUUCCCCUCCCUAGGAGGUCUAGGAGGCGCCGGAGGAAGCAGUGCUGCACCUGCACCUGCGGCCUCUGGUGCGACUAGCGGUACCUCGCUCUUCUCAAAGCCGGCGGCGACAGCCUCGACACAACCAGCCGCUUCCUCAGCAACUGCUGCAGGCAAACCCAGUACUACUGCGCCCGCUGCAAGUGCACUCGGAGGCGAUGCAGCAAAGAGUGGACUGGGUGCUUCAACCACAGGACCGACACCCUCCACCCAGUCGCGCCUGAAGAACAAGUCUAUGGACGAGAUCAUCACGCGAUGGGCCGCCGAUCUUUCCAAGUAUCAAAAGGAGUUCCAAUCCCAGGCUGAGCAGAUCUCUGUUUGGGAUCGAGCCUUGGUUGACAAUGCCGAUAAGGUGAAGAAGCUUUUCAACAAGACAUGGCAGGCAGAUCACGAUUCUCAGGAGGUGGAGAGGCAACUGAGGAUGAUGGAGGAGAACCAACAAGAGCUGGAUACCUACCUCGAUCGAUAUGAGAAGGAAGUCGAUAAUCUGUUGAAGAUGCAUGGUGUAGGCGGCCAGGGCCGAUCUGAUGGCCUGCGAGGACCUGACCAGGAGCGAGAGAGGACCUACAAGCUGGCUGAGAAAUUGCAAGACAAGCUCAAUGAGCUGAACAAGGAUCUCACCGAGAUGAUCAGCGAGAUCAACACCACUUCACAGACUCUGAGCAAGACCGGCAAGCCUGAUGACCCACUUACAAAGGUCGUCCGCGUUCUCAACUCACAGCUUUCCCAGCUCCAACUCAUCGAUGCUGGAGCCACUCAAUUGCAGGAGAAGAUCACAAGGGCACAGAAGGAGUCUCAGCGUGCUGGUGCCAACGGUUGGAAUGGCCUGGGCACGAAUCCCUCGGACGACUUCAUGAGGAGCUUCCGGGGCGGCAGAGGCGAUCGGUUUGGUGGUGUCUCGUAAGGCGUCAGCUGUCUAGUGCGUGUGCACAAUCGACCCAGGAGUCCCAACGUAAUAUUCGAAGGUUAAUGAAUGAGCGAGGGAUGUUGGCUAGCUCUUUCGAUGAGGAAGAUUUGGCAAGGUAUAUUUUGAUUUCUGUACAAUAGCAUGGGAAGGCUGGAUAAAAUGUGGGAUACCGUAGUUCAUCAAAUCAACACAAAGAAGCAUCGGACGUCGGUUCGAAAUGCAUCAUUUUCAUUAGCAUGUGUGGAGCAAAUUUGGGAC
Aaosphaeria arxii CBS 175.79 is the source of this 2640-nucleotide messenger RNA. RefSeq lists its product as uncharacterized. NCBI's taxonomy places the organism in Eukaryota, Fungi, Ascomycota, Dothideomycetes, Pleosporales. The coding region runs from base 244 to 2379 and encodes 711 amino acids. Gene Ontology annotation, biological process: protein import into nucleus; RNA export from nucleus. The transcript has 3 exons. Gene Ontology annotation, molecular function: phospholipid binding; structural constituent of nuclear pore. The record is from RefSeq and is a predicted model, not a curated record. Gene Ontology annotation, cellular component: nuclear pore central transport channel; nuclear pore.